AUGGCUACGACAAUGUGUUUGGUCUCUGGAUCGUUAAUAUGGAUCAACAGCUUGCUUGAUAAUGUAAUAGAGAUUAAUAAAAAUCUGCGUAUAAGUUCUUCGUACUUAUUCAAUAAACAAGGAUUCAUAGGACCAUUUUUUGCCUUUGAGAAUUUUUCUCAACUAUCCUUCAAGAAAUAUGAUAAGGGGAGAGAAAUGAAAAAAAAUGAUGGCGAGUAUGGAAGCUGUGACCAAUAUUCAUCUGUGAUCGUCAGGAGGUUAAAAAAUGCUUUAGUAAAAGAAGUAAGAAUGCUGAAUACGAUGCCCGUGGAUCAUUCAGUUGAGAACGAAGUAGUGAAAAUUUCUUCGGCUUCUUUAUCAAAAUCUCACUCGAGUUCUUAUUCAACUUCCACCGAGUUCUACCGGUUACACGUAAACCCAGUAAAAUCGUAUUCGGAUGUCUAUAGACAUUCGCACAAAUCUUCGUUUUCUGCCGUCAUUUCGUCACACGUUCCAAGAUUUAAAUAUUCCGAUCUACAUUUACUUAAAUAUUGUCAACAUCGAUUCGGAAAUCUUUACAACUCUGAUACAGGGAAGGUGUUGGCAAUGUGGGGUAUGAUUAUUAUGAUAAUAAUUGGAUGCGUUACGGUGGCGUAA
Molecule: messenger RNA, 636 nt
Organism: Acaulospora morrowiae
Lineage: Eukaryota; Fungi; Glomeromycota; Glomeromycetes; Diversisporales; Acaulosporaceae
Source: the annotation of a GenBank genome assembly